Molecule: messenger RNA, 1807 nt
Organism: Cheilinus undulatus (humphead wrasse)
Lineage: Eukaryota; Metazoa; Chordata; Actinopteri; Labriformes; Labridae
Gene: slc35c1
Product: solute carrier family 35 member C1
Exons: 3
Coding region: 139-1176 (345 amino acids)
Biological process (GO): protein O-linked glycosylation via fucose; GDP-fucose import into Golgi lumen
Cellular component (GO): Golgi apparatus
Molecular function (GO): antiporter activity
Source: RefSeq, a predicted model, not a curated record
UCAUGGGAGGAGAAUGAACAGGUGAGGAGAGGACGUGUCACUACUGACGUUGUUCCUCAUUGCAGGACGUAUCGACCAGCCUACAUCCAAAUCUGCAAGCAAACACGGACCCAGCUGAAGCGGUCCGGGAUCUUAAGGAUGGCUCUAGCAGGCACGGACACGAUGGACCAGGACGGACCAGGAGAGACAUUCUUAUUCCGAGCUGUUAGGAUAGCAGCUGUGGUCGCUCUGUACUGGUUUGUCUCUAUAACUAUGGUUUUUCUGAACAACUUUCUGCUGGAUAACAAAGACUUGGACGCGCCGUUGUUCGUCACAUUCUUCCAGUGUCUGGUGACCGUGGGGUUGUGCUGGGUCAUGCAGAUGCUGGCGAAACUGUGUCCGGGAUUCAUCGACUUCCCGACGGUCAGAUUUGACACGAAGACGGCUAGGGAGGUCCUUCCCCUGUCUGUUGUGUUCAUCAGUAUGAUCACCUUCAACAAUCUGUGCCUGAAGUUUGUCGGAGUGGCCUUUUACACGGUCGGGAGAUCACUGAGCACAGUUUUUAAUGUGUUUUUCUCCUAUUUAAUCCUGAAACAAACCACAUCAAUCCAGGCUCUGCUCUGCUGCGGGAUGAUUCUAGGUGGAUUCUGGCUCGGCGUCGAUCAGGAGGGCGUGGCAGGCUCCCUCUCUUGGACAGGUGUCUUCUUCGGGGUGCUGGCCAGCGCUUCUGUUUCUCUAAACGCCAUCUACACCAAAAAGGUGAUGCCAGCAGUGGAUGGAAACAUCUGGAAACUCUCCUACUACAACAACAUUAACGCCUGCGUCCUCUUCAUCCCGCUCAUCCUGGUGUUUGGAGAGCUGGGCCGUCUCAGCACUUUCAGCCACCUCGCUGAUCUCACUUUCUGGGGCAUGAUGACACUCGGAGGGGUAUUCGGUUUCGCCAUCGGCUACGUCACCGGCCUCCAGAUCAAGUUCACUAGUCCACUGACGCAUAAUGUCUCGGGAACUGCUAAGGCCUGUGCGCAGACUGUCAUUGCAGUGAUGUACAACUCCUCCACUAAAAGCACGCUGUGGUGGACCAGUAACAUGAUGGUGCUCGCGGGAUCGUCUGCUUACACGUGGGUCAAAAGUUUAGAAAUGAAGAAGACUCCAGUGAAAGAUCCUCAGGAUUCAGCCAAGGAGAAACUGCUGCCAUAGAAAGGUGACCUGGGAGUGUAGGUGCUGCUGCAGGUCACAGUUAGACUUUUACAGAUGAAAAUGCACAUAUAAAAUAAGUGAAUAUGGUUGGUUUUAAUCAUCUUUUUAUACACUCUGGUGUAAGGCUUGAAGGACUUUGUAUCUUUUUUAUUUAAAGCUAUUGACAUUUAUAAGGGGCCUUUUUAUACUAGUGUUAUAAAAUGAAGUGUCUGGGAAAAUGCAUUUUAAAGCUAUAAUGUAGAAGUGAAGGGUUAUCAUGGUAUCAUUCACAGGGAAGGGUUUAUUUAAUCAGAUAGAGCGUGAUAGCAUCAAGCCAGUUUAAUGAAUGUAUGUCACUGUCUUUUUAAUGUUCAUAGCCUAUGGCUAUAGGAGCAUGUCUGCUUUUCAGCAAAGAACACAACCAGGGAAAUGGGCCGUUAAUAUCAUGGAAAAAUCAGAAAAGAGGGCAUUAGUAACCUAGUUACACUGGGACCGGUACAGUCAUGGACGAAAACAUUGGCACCCCUGGACUUUUUCCAGGAAAUACAUCAUUUCUCCCAGAAAUUGUUGCAAUUACAAAUGUUUUGAUAUACACGUUUAUUGCAUUUAUGUGCAUUGGAACAACACAAAAAAUCUGAAGAAAAAAUACAAA